Molecule: messenger RNA, 1738 nt
Organism: Oncorhynchus keta (chum salmon)
Lineage: Eukaryota; Metazoa; Chordata; Actinopteri; Salmoniformes; Salmonidae
Product: immunoglobulin lambda-like polypeptide 1
Exons: 4
Coding region: 109-723 (204 amino acids)
Source: RefSeq, a predicted model, not a curated record
CAGAGACCUACACAGGAAAGACUAGGAGGGAAAGAGUGUCUCCUUAAUUUGUAGUUGUCAGCCAGUGUAGGGCUAACUUCUUCUACUGGUACCUGAAGAGAUAGGUGAAUGAGACAUGGCAGAAAUCGGGAGCUGUUUCUCAGAUCUGCAAGGAGGAGUAACAGAGGGCCAAUUUAUUGGAAUGAAAUGCAGGGCCCUGCAAAGACACAAUGCAGACUACUUUUUGCCAAGGGAAUAUUCACUGUGUAUGGAUUUGCAUUUGGCUCUGGCACAAGACUUUAUGUGACAGACAACAAGCAUGUACAAAAACCCAAAGUGACGGUCUACCCAGCGUCCAACCCUGAGCCGAAUGGGAAGACCACCCUGCUAUGUCUGGCUAGAGACAUGUUUCCAGACUUGGUCAAGAUCUCAUGGAAGAUGGAGGAUGAAUACAGCAGAACAAUGGAGGUGCCCAAAGCAGAGGGGGAACAGCUGGAGCAGAGGGAGGAAGGACAGACGACCAGUAUGAUCAUCAUUGACAAAGAGAAGAUGGACAGGAACAAAUACAUCUGUUCUGUGGAGCAUGAAGGGGGCAUUCAAGAUGUUGACAUACCAAGGGGUUCCUUCCCCUUCAUGUGCAGUCUGAACCUGGCCUCUCUGGUUUACACAGUGAUGAUAGUGAAGAGCAUGGUGUACUGCUGUGGGCUCUCUCUCCUGCUGCACCACAGGAACAUGGGGAAGUAGACACAACACCUGUAGAAAGGAUACCACCCAGUGUGGAUAAAGAUGUAGUAGGCUGGGAAUAACAUGGAUUUGACAUCCUAUUGAGGUCUAACAUCUCAAUUGUUGGCCUAUUGCCUUAAUUUUUUAAACUUUAUUUUUCAGAUGCUAAAUAUUGUGAGCCAUAGAUUUUCAUGUCUUCCGAUAACUUAAAUUGACAAUUAUGACAUUAAUUUGCAGAACAUUUCAUGUAAAUUGUGUUUCAUUGCUUAAAAUAAAUAUUAAGCCUAAUAUUGCAUUUUUUUAUAACUGUGGGGGCUACCCACUGCAGAACCUUGAAUAAAGGUUAGGUUAAGGUUGUCUGAAAAAUAAUUAAAGCAAAUCUUGAAGAUAGAUCCUGACGAUUCAAAUGUAGACUGUUUUAUGAAGGUUUCCCUUGAGUAUCUGUCAUAUAGCUUAAAUUAUUUUGUACAAAAUCUGAAUUUGAUUUAUACAGAAAUAUUUUACCUAAAUAUUAUAUUUACCAAUACAUUAUUAAAUAUGUAGGCUCAUGAUUUCCAAGUAUCCUAUGUCUCAUUAGCCAAUAUAAUAUUUCGUAACUUGUUGUGUGUAUAAAGUGUAUCCCCCCCAAUAAAUGUGUCCAUUUCAUAUCAUAAUUAAAUUAUUUUGUUCAUUACAUGAGAAAUAGAAAAUAUAUAUUUGAUAUUUUCUUUGAAGAACUAAAAUUAUUGCUUAUUAAGCAGACAAAUUGAUCCGAGUGAAAUGAUUAAUUGGUGUGUUUUUUUGUGGGUUUUUUUUUGCAUUAAUACUAUGUUGUUGUUUACAUUGAUAGGUUUGUAUGAAGAGUAACAUUUUCCUGCGUAACACAUUAAUCAUGUCCUUUCAGAUGGGGAAGGGUUUAAUAAUUGCUGCCUUCAUGAAAGAAAUGUUACAAACAAACAUUACUCUGCAAAGUAUUCUACAUACUGUAUUGUACAGUAUUGGGCUGUUUUGUAUGAGGAAAUUAUCACCAUAACAGAAAAAAAUAAAGGUUACUUAA